AUGGACAUGCCUGGCCUGCCCCAUGGACAGAGGCACCAGCCACCCCCCUGGACCAUCUCUGGCCCUGAUACCCAUGGUUGUUUCCCAAGCACGCGUUGGGGUUCACACGCGGCCGUCAAGGCCGGUGACGCGGUAGUGGCGCAGCGGCGCUUGCCAGCAAUGCGCCUGGUGCCAGCGUCCAGCCCUGACGGUGCUGGGAGCAACCACCUGCCAUGCCUGAGGAGGCGCGUGGAGGAGCCUCAUGGCAAGGCAGGUGUCUCAGGCACAUUUCUCCAUGGCACAGCCAGAGGGGCGUCUCUCAGCGCCGCUGCUCUCUCGCCCCAGCCGCCCAUCCAGGUGUACGGGCUGGAGGGCCGCUAUGCCACGGCACUGUACUCGGCCGCUUCCAAGCAGAAGAAGCUGGAGCAGGUGGAGAAGGAGCUGAGCCGCGUGCGGACUCUUAUGAAGGAUCCCAAGCUGUCUGGUGUUGUUAUGAACCCUCACACCAAGAGUGCAGUAAAACAAAAAGCUGUAAACGAUGUUUUAGCAAAAGAGAAGAUGUCCCCUAUAACGGUCAACCUGAUGAACUUGCUGGCUGAGAACGGGCGCUUGCGCUACACGCCAGACAUCGUGUCUGCCUUUGGGAAGAUCAUGAGCGCGUACCGAGGCGAGGUGCUCUGCACCGUCACCACGGCCCAGCCCCUGGAUGAUGCCAGUCUUACUGAGCUAAAAAGUGCUUUGAGUGGAUUCUUGGCUAAAGGAGAGGUCUUAAAGCUGGAGACCAAGACGGAUCCCUCAAUCCUUGGUGGAAUGAUUGUCAAUAUUGGGGAGAAGUACGUGGAUAUGUCAACAAAGUCAAAGAUCCAGAAACUCACCAAAAUCAUGAGAGAGACUGUCUAGCAAGCCGUCCUGUGCGUUCACAAUGAAACCUGUCACAUAAAUCUAAUAAAAUUACUGCUUCUCG
Molecule: messenger RNA, 943 nt
Organism: Tinamus guttatus (white-throated tinamou)
Lineage: Eukaryota; Metazoa; Chordata; Aves; Tinamiformes; Tinamidae
Source: RefSeq, a predicted model, not a curated record